AUGAGUCUAACCAGUUCAUGUCAUCACGACGGAUUGGAGAUCUCCUUUGUUAAGCAGCCUCCCCAAGAGCUCCAGCUAGAAUGCUCCAUUUGCCUCCAACUGCUCACCGACCCAUCGGUCAUUGGCUGUGAAUGUGGUAGCAACUUCUGCAACCCGUGUAUUACUACCAUCAAAAAGAGACACAAUCCUUGUCCCCUGUGUACCAACGAUUUACAACCGAGGGAUGGCUGCUCCUGGAUAGACGAAGUUGGCAAGCUCAAGAAGCACCUCAAUCGAAUGCCAUCCAAUGAGACAAGACUAGAAGGCUGUGGGUUCACCGAUGUGUUGUGUCAGUACUGCAAGAAGUUCAUUCUUCGUAAAGAUAUCCCUACACACGAAGCUAAAACAUGUCCGAAGAAGCCAUACACUUAUCAGUAUUGCGGCCACUUCUCUUCCUUUGAUAACAUCAGAGAGAACCACUGGCCCGUCUGCUCCCAGUUCCCUGUCCCCUGUCCAUAUGCGUGUGGGGAGAAACCCCAACGUCAAGGCCUGGUGCUUCAUGCGGAGCAAAAAUGUUUGUUGACCCCUGUACAGUGCGAGUUCCGGUAUGCUGGUUGUGAGGUGGAGCUAACCCGACGAAACAUGGCCAAUCAUCUAAGAUAUAGCAUCGUGGAUCACAUGACUUUGAUGUCCCUCAAACACACGGAGAGUAUGAACGGCUUAAAGGAAGAGAACAAACUUUUAAAGCAACAAGGUGUUGAUUUGAGGGAGGAGAACAAACGUUUGCAUCCCAAUUGA
Halichondria panicea is the source of this 777-nucleotide messenger RNA. RefSeq names its product TNF receptor-associated factor 5-like. Gene Ontology annotation, molecular function: zinc ion binding. The transcript is spliced from 2 exons. Bases 1 to 777 code for a protein of 258 amino acids. NCBI's taxonomy places the organism in Eukaryota, Metazoa, Porifera, Demospongiae, Suberitida, Halichondriidae. The record is from RefSeq and is a predicted model, not a curated record.